This is a messenger RNA of Cicer arietinum (chickpea), 1664 nucleotides long. It is a transcript of the gene HSFA9, whose product is annotated as heat stree transcription factor A-9. The record is from RefSeq and is a predicted model, not a curated record. Gene Ontology annotation, biological process: regulation of transcription by RNA polymerase II; cellular response to heat. Lineage: Eukaryota; Viridiplantae; Streptophyta; Magnoliopsida; Fabales; Fabaceae. Gene Ontology annotation, molecular function: DNA-binding transcription factor activity; RNA polymerase II cis-regulatory region sequence-specific DNA binding. Gene Ontology annotation, cellular component: nucleus.
UGUAACACUUUCCCCCAAAGACAUUCACAUCUCCACAAUAAUACAGACACACUCAAGCGGCAAAACAGAGUGACACCAAAUUACACACGCACAAAAUAAAAAAGAAACAAAAUGGCGGUGGUUGACGGUGGAUACGACGGUGGAUACGACGGUGAAAUCGGUGGGUGUAGGUCUUGCCUAAUCCCACCGGUAAAACGAGAGUUAUUAGAUGACAGUGCAGCUUCAAUUAGUUCUUAUGCAUACGACGACGUUUUAAGCGAAAGGAAAGAUUCAGUAGUAACUGAAGAAGAAGGUGCUACUCCAACUCCCGCAAUUCACAUAAAAGAAGAAAUUUUCGACGACGACGGUGCUAAUGCAUCUUCGUCAAUGAAGUUUCCAAAACCAAUGGAAGGGUUGCAUGAGGUGGGUCCACCACCUUUUCUUAAGAAGACAUUUGAAAUGGUGGAGGAUCCGGAAACCGACCCGAUUGUUUCGUGGAGCGCGGCUCGCGAUAGUUUCAUUGUUUGGGACUCUCAUGAAUUCUCCAAAAUUCUUCUUCCAAAGUACUUUAAACACAACAAUUUCUCUAGCUUCAUUCGCCAGCUCAACACCUAUGGGUUUAGGAAGGUAGAUUCAGAUCGUUGGGAGUUUGCAAAUGAAGGAUUUCAAGGAGGGAAGAAGCAUCUCUUAAAGAACAUAAGAAGGAGAAGUAAGUAUAACAAACUACAUCAAGGAGGAUUCAAUUUGAUGAAGCCUAGUGUUGAAUCUGAAGUGGAGAAACUGAAGAAAGAUCAAAACAUGUUGAAAGUAGAAAUUCUGAAGUUAAGGCAGCAACAAGAGAAUUCGAACAUUCAACUCACGAAUGUUCAAGAGCGGGUUCGACGCGCAGAAUUGAAGCAAUAUCAGAUGAUAUUUUUCCUCACAAAAAUGGCCAAAAGGCCAUUGUUUAUGGAACAGUUAAUCCAAAAGAUGAAGCGGAAAAAAGAGGUUGAUGGUACUAUAGACAGUGUUAAAAGACCUAGAUUGCUUGGAACACAAGUCACUAAUGUUGAACAAUUUGCUACUUUGCAAUCUGAAUUGAAUGGACUUUUUUCUGAAAAUUUGAACACUGAAAAAAUGGAACCACCAGUUUCAACUUCUAUGGAAGAUGGAUUGUGUAGUUCCUUACAUGAAUUUAGGGCAUAUGGUUCUAGACAAAAUGUGCAAGAUGUAUCUUCUGCUUAUCAUGUUAUGUCAGAAAAAUUAUUGGGGGAAAAUUCUGUUGUUGAUGAAGAAAUGGAUGUGAAUGACUCUAAUAUCUAUCUUGAAUUAGAGGAUUUGAUAAGUAAGCCAACAGAUUGGAUUGGAUCUGCAAGUGGAUUGGUGGGACAAACAAGUUGAAUCUCUUAUAAAUGCCUUUGAAUGGUGAAGUUGUUCUCUAACUUUUGUAAUUCUCUUUAGUUUUGUGUUCUACUUGUUGUCUUGAAUUUUAUAGUUUAGUCUGCUUAUAGAUCAACCAAAAGAAAAGGAAUAGGUUUACUGUGAAGUCAUGUAUCACCAUGCUUGUAGUUAAACCAACCUCUUAUGAUGUAUAGUAAUAGCAGUGUAAGUUGUAAAUGUUUUAUAGAAAAUACUUGUGGUUCAUGUUUCCUGUUGUAUUUCCAAUAUUGUCAUGUAUAUUCAAUGAGUCUGCUUUACUAAGCAAA